AGAAGGUAUUUACGACGUCUGACGUAUACUCAUUCUAUGGUAAUAGCUGUCAAGUAACGGACGUAAAACAGAGCAAAACAGAGUUGCUGUUAGAAUGAAAUGAUGUGUGAUGCGUGCAGUGUGCAAAGCAACAGCACCGAGAGCAGUGAAUUUAAAAUAAGAUUUUCGGUGUCUAAUGCGUCUUUGAUACUUCGUCGCUGAGAGAGUGCGGGAAAAGUAUGUCGCGAUAACGUGCGUGUAUCACUCGUUCGUUUGCGCAAUGACGAAUUUAUACGCUCGGCAUUCUUCGUUCUACGCGGAAUUCGUAUAAGGGCAGCUUCGCGGAAAGGAUCGGUCGUGCUGCGAUGCCGCUGUGUCUCAGCGGGCCGCGGAAUAAUGCAUUGUUGACGAGGGCGGCAAUCGGAAGGCACGCGUUCUCAUGCAUGCCAUCGACGCGGUGAACAGAAUGGGCAAGGAAAACGGUUCGUGCUGGUGGUGUGUGAAGGUCGUCAAGUGGAUACCAGUUAUCUUCAUCUUGACGAUUGUCGCGUGGUCCUAUUAUGCCUAUGUGGUGCAAUUGUGCUAUUAUACAAUAGAUAACAAUAUUCAAAAAGCUUUCUACCUGCUUUUCUUCCACGUCUUAAUUCUGAUGUUUUUAUGGUCAUAUUGGCAGACAGUAUACACAAAUUUAAUGCCAGUGCCAGAUAAGUUUAAAAUACCUGAUGUUGAAAUGGAGAAAUUACGGCAAGCUGAAACAGAGGAAGUACAGAGGCAAAUUUUAGAAAGAUUCGCACAAGAUCUCCCAGUUACUAAUCGUACUAUAAAAGGAGCUAUGCGAUUUUGUGAGAAGUGUCAGUUAAUAAAGCCUGAUAGGGCACACCAUUGCAGUGUAUGUAGCACUUGUGUCUUAAAGAUGGAUCAUCACUGUCCAUGGGUGAACAAUUGUGUAGGCUUCCACAAUUACAAAUUUUUUAUGCUGUUUCUAGCAUACGCACUUCUCUACUGUAUGUUUAUUACUGCUACAUCUUUGCAAUACUUUAUACAAUUUUGGAAAGGUGAAUUAGAUGGGAUGGGUAGAUUUCAUCUGCUAUUUCUUUUUUUUGUUGCGUUGAUGUUUGCAGUCAGUCUUACCUCCCUUUUCUUCUACCAUUGCUAUCUCGUUGUUCAUAACAGAUCAACUCUAGAGGCCUUCAGAACGCCUAUGUUUCGGACAGGAAAAGACAAGGAUGGAUUUAGUCUGGGAAAAUACAAUAAUUUUCAGGAAGUGUUUGGUGACAAUCCACGGAUCUGGUUUCUUCCUAUGUUUAGUAGUCUGGGAAAUGGUGUCGUCUACCCAGUAAGAUCGCAACACCAGGGCACUCCUAAUACUUAUGAUUCCAUGGGCAGUACUCAAAACAGGUCCACCAUUGAACAAAUGACUUUGGUAGAAGAAGCUACAAUUUUGGCUCUUGGCGCUGGCACUGCUGUGAUAGGGCCUUCUGUUGAUGUCGACCAACCACUGAUGAAUACCACAGAACCUGUCUAAAUAUCAUCAUUCAUAUGACAAAUAUGCUUUCGUGCAGUUACAAUUUUGCUUUACGCGAUAUUGCGAAUAUAAUUCAAAAUAUUAAUUUCUUGAAGUGCUCUUUAAAGCACUCUUUUUUACAUUUUAAAAUAAAACUAUAAUUCUAGUCGUCAUGCAUUAAAAUUUCAAAUUUUAUUAUUAUCGCGAAGAAAAUUGACAGUAUAUGCAAGUUAACUUUUAACGUUACGGAUUGUCUUGCACCAAAAUACUUGGAAUAUUAACACUGUAUUAUAUAUAUUGUAAUAUAUAUAUAUGAAUUGUUGUUAAAAAUGUUAUGGUUACUUAUAAAUUUAAUUAUGGAAUAUUCUAUAAUACAAUUAAUUAAUUAAUUAACUUUUAGUCCAAUAUAUAAUCAAUGUCGCUAUAAAUUUAUAAUUAUAUAAUUGGUAUGUAGAUUAUAACUUGUAUUACAAAGAAGUGAGAAAAGUCACUGCUCUUUAAUCCAGGUACUACGUUUGCAAUAUUUUUGUCAAGAUAUGAAUACGUAUAUGUAUAUAUAAAACAAUGUAUCUGCAUACAUGUAUCCAACAAAAUGAGAGUUACAAAUAAAAAUUCGCCCAUACUUAA
Messenger RNA from Linepithema humile (Argentine ant), 2110 nucleotides. Lineage: Eukaryota; Metazoa; Arthropoda; Insecta; Hymenoptera; Formicidae. The record is from RefSeq and is a predicted model, not a curated record.